CUAGUUUAACACGGUUUACAAUUGGUGGAUUAUUUAAGUCCUGUGAAAUGUUAACCAAUUAAAAGUGGUUUGCCGUAAUAUUUGCAUACUGGUAAACUUUUCGGCCAUGCUGCCAUGACGUACUGCAACGCUAGAAAAAUAAAAUAACAAAACAGGACACGUUUAACAACAGAUUGUGACCAGGCAUGACCUCAUCACUUGUUCGGAAAGGCCUUGAAUUAUUCAGUGAUGAUUUACACGCCAAUGAAUCCAAUCCUAAAGACACUAUUUCGAAAGUGAAACAGAAAGAAAAAAAUAAAAAUGCAACAAAGAGGAAAAACCAGAAACAAAAACAGAAGAAAUUCAAAUCAGCCAUUGAAACUUACGUUCAAAAACAGCCAGAGGAUCAGACAGACAAUAAUUUAGCAUACUUCUUAUCAACUAGUCAGUACCAUGCACCGAACUAUGAUAAGAUAAUGAAACACUUGAAGGGAAGAAUGGCUAAAAAUCAGGAUGAGGAAGAAAAAGAUAAGGAGGCAUUCACUGGCUUCACAGACGAAGACUUCACAAAGUUUGAGAAGGAAUAUUUGGGAUGAUCUGGCCAGUGGUUGCCAGAAUCUACAAUUAUAUUCACCCAAUCCACUGCAUACAUAUGGAUUGUCAACAAUCUGUUACUUCUGAAGGACACUCAGCCGAGGCACAUACCAGAGCUUUGAUGCAUUGAUGGCUCCGACAGGGAGUAUGGAGAAAGGGGUAAAUGAGAGCCUUGGUGAGCGUCCCAGAAUAAAAUCCCUGGUAGGGUUUGCUGGGGGAGUUUUUAUGCCUUAAAUUGUGUUUUUAGACCAUGGUAUUGGGGACUAGCAAACAAAAUAACAUCAUUUGUAUAGGCAAAUUAUUUUUGGGCCAAAGACCCCGUUCUGGCGUCGGACUACGGGGUGGGGGGAGGGGAGAUGUUCUUUCUCUGGUGUACCACUGUGCUGAUGUUCUAUUGUACAUGUGAUAAGAAAAUGCCAACUGAGCAUCAGAUGGCAUAGAAAAACUGGUUGUUGGUUGGUGGCUGAUUAAUAUGUAAAUAUCCAUUCUUAACAAUGUUGAAAAGAAGAAAUGAAAAGUAGAGUUGACUGUAAAUAAAAUGCAUAUUGGCACAGUGGCCUACAACAUCAGCACACGUCAGUGGCAGAAAAAUCAGAACCUUGUAUGGUCUUUUGGUGGUCCACACUUAAUUUCUUUAUUAAUGGUAAUGGUAAAGCUUGGGGGAUUUGUAUGGUCCAUAAUACAUGGUCUCCCUGCACUGAUGUUACACAAAAGGAAAGCAAAAA
Anneissia japonica is the source of this 1298-nucleotide messenger RNA. RefSeq names its product active regulator of SIRT1-like. Gene Ontology annotation, cellular component: nucleolus. The coding region runs from base 186 to 575 and encodes 129 amino acids. Gene Ontology annotation, molecular function: enzyme binding. Lineage: Eukaryota; Metazoa; Echinodermata; Crinoidea; Comatulida; Comatulidae. The transcript has 4 exons. The record is from RefSeq and is a predicted model, not a curated record.